UCUGCCACCCCCGAGAAGGGGAUCUCGCCGCCUCUUCCUCCUCCUCAGCUUCGCGGGAUCUCCCCGCGGUGCGUCCGCGAAGGGGGUGUGCGCGUGUGUGAGGGAAGCGGCGCGCCCUCCCGCUGCCUCCUCCUCUUCCUUCGCCUCCUCCCGGCGGCUACCCAGAGUGCUGUCGCCGCGGCCGGGCAGGCGCGAAGGAAGCGGCCUCGGCCGUGGUUGUCGUCGGCGCGGUUCUCUUUCCUUCCUUCCCCUCGUCCCUCUCCCGGCUGGUCGUGAGGGAAAAGGGCGACGUCCGGCUCGCGGGCCCCGGCUGAGGAAACGGCGGCGCGGCCCAGCAUGCGAGUGUGAGAUGCUUCCCCCGGCGGCAGCGGCUCCUGACUGGGCCCAGGUGGCUUCGGCGGCCCCCGCGCCGUGGAUGCGACUCCGGAGCCGGCGCUUCGCCUUCCACAAACAUUUCUAUAGGACUCAUUCGCCCUGCUGAGGGGGAGGAAAAUUGGUCAGGAGCGAAGCGAACCCGUCAGAAACCAGGCUCGGGCCUAGCCCGGCCGGUCUUUCUUCCCCCCGCGCGCCCGUUUCCUUCCCUCUCCCUCAUGGAGCCCGCCGGCCGAGCCCCGCCGCUCAGCGCCACCCAGCUGGGUCGCCUGAGGGACGAGCACGGAAAGGUGGUCACUAGCUGCCAAGAAAAAAUUCAGCACUGGAAGAAGGUGGAGAGCGACUAUGAAACUCUUCAAGAGCGACUGAAUACAUUGCCAGAUAAACUCUCAUAUGAUAUCAUGGUACCUUUUGGUCCUCUUGCUUUUAUGCCAGGAAGACUGGUCCACACCAAUGAAGUCACAGUUCUUCUUGGGGACAACUGGUUUGCAAAAUGUUCAGCAAAGCAAGCCAGCGGUUUAGUGGAACACAGGAAAAAACAUGUCAGGAAAACACUGGAUGAUUUGCAAAAAGUUAUGUGGAAUUUUGAGUCCAGAGUUGAAUUUACUGAAGAUUUGCAGAAGAUGAGUGAAGCAGCAGGCGAUUUUGUUGAUAUAAGAGAAGUAUCUGAAAGCAAUGGCACCGAAACAAAAGGAAAGCGUAGAACUGCUCACAGACCUCAUUCAAAGCCCAAAGCAGAUGCUUUUCAGGCACAUAUUCAAGAAAAUGGAACUGGUGAAAAGUUCAGUGGGGACAUGAAAUCCGAGUCAGAACUUUGGGCAAGACUCGAUGAACUUGAGAGGCAAGAAGAGAUCCAUGGUGAACUUUACAGGACCUCUAAUGUUUUUGAGGCAAAUGGAGAAGAUGCAUUCUCCUCUGAGGAAGAGAGAGAAGACAAGAAGACAGCUGUGAAUGUGGUCCAUGAUGAAGAAGAUGCUAAUAUUCAGGGCAACGUUCAGAAAGAAAUAACCAACUCUGAAUUGUUUGGAGGUCAAGCUAACGGUGCAAGUCAUUAUCGUAGCGAUGAUGAGGAUGAAUUUGCCAUUUCGGAGGAUGCUGUACCAACAAUAUAUUUCUCCCAUACUGUGGAACCUAAAAGGGUACGAAUAAACACAGGAAAAAAUACCACCUUGAAAUUCAGCGAAAAGAAAGAAGAAGCCAAGCGUAAGCGGAAGAAUAGCAAUGGCAAUGGGCACUCGAAUACCGAAUUGCCCAACAUCAAAACACCAGCGGACAUUUACAGAGUCUUUGUUGAUGUUGUGAAUGGGGAAUAUGUCCCUCGUAAAUCAAUUUUGAAGUCUCGAAGCCGGGAGAAUAGUGUUUGUAGUGACACCAGUGAAAGCAGCACUGUCGAGUACGAUGACAGACGGGGAGUUCUGAGGAGUAUCAGCUAUGAGGAAGCUGCCUACAGUGAUAACGGGGAAGGGAUCUUGGAAGAAGAGGAGGAGGAAGGGGAACAGGAGAACCUGUCCAAAAAGAUGCCAUCUUCCCCAUCGGGAAGUUACGAGGCUUUUUCGGGAACGGUUGUGGAGAAAGAUCCCUUGUGUCUCGUUUCCACACCACACCCCAUAAUCGCCCAUCCCGUCCUACCCACCAUUCCGGAGCGAAAAACUGAGGAAAGUCUCUCUGAAACAUCGGAAGAAACUACAAAGAGAGUUUCGAAGUUCAAAGCUGCCAGAAUGCAACAGAAGACCUAGGCCCGAUUUAGUUUGGAUUGGAACACUGAGCGCUGCAGUUAGAUGGGACGGCUUACAUUUAGCUAGUUUUUUUUUUUUUAAAGGCAGACUGCAUUGGGUUGACUUUGUUCAUGUUGAGACCUCUGAUGGUGGCAUUUCCUUUAAAAAAAAUCUGUGAAGAAACACUUCAAAACUCACCUUAUUUUUUUAAUACCCUUGUAUGCAGUCUGCACCUUUGUACAUGUUUGCCUUAUGAAAACAGCACUUGGAAUACUUUUCAAAAAGAGUACUCUUCAUAAGGCUUUUGUGUGCGUGAGUGUGUGUGUGUUUAAACCUAAAUACAAGCCGUUUUGUACCAGAUGUGAUGUUCUAUGUACCAUAUGGGUCGUUUGAAAGAAACUUUGCAACUUUCAAACGGAGCCAACAAUUAUAUUUCAUGACUUGCGUUUAGCGUUGUGAGACUCGCUUAGCAUCCUCCGCUCAUUGUUUUUGUUUUGUUUUCGGUAGGGUUUGCUUUUAGGUGUCUGCUGACGAAUCAUUUCUUUCCUACUAGCAUAAAACCUCUGAUAACUUUACUUGUAUAGAAUAUGAAACAGAACGCUGUAUUCACGUACUUUGCAGGGACGUUUCUUUGAUGGAAAAUGGUAUUUUGUAAAAUUAAAACUUUUCAAGUAAAAAA
Molecule: messenger RNA, 2766 nt
Organism: Eublepharis macularius
Lineage: Eukaryota; Metazoa; Chordata; Lepidosauria; Squamata; Eublepharidae
Gene: URI1
Product: URI1 prefoldin like chaperone
Exons: 11
Coding region: 591-2108 (505 amino acids)
Biological process (GO): negative regulation of phosphatase activity; negative regulation of transcription by RNA polymerase II
Molecular function (GO): phosphatase inhibitor activity; chromatin binding; transcription corepressor activity
Source: RefSeq, a predicted model, not a curated record